AGCUGGGCAAGGCCGGCAGUGCCGGUAGCCAGCGGGGAGGGAGGGAAAGAGGGAGCCAAGUUCGGGGUUCUUUUUCCUUUUUUAUCCCUUCCCUGCUUGAGUCAGAGGCUGAAGUCACCGGCAGGAGCACUGCGAAGCUUUUCCCCCAUCCCGGGGAGUCUGUCUGCCCCUAAAAGGAUGUGCUGACCCCCGUGAGUGGGAUUUUGGGGGAGCAGAGCCACACAAGACCAGGAACUCAUCACACAGAAUCAGCCUCUGACCUGGCCCUUCCACAGCUUCAGCAAUGUUGCCAGGGAAAGCAGAGAAGAGAAUUGCUUCGUCCAUCUUCAUCACCCUCAUGCCACCGCGGAGGGACGUGGCCACCACGGAGAGAGCCCAGCGGGGGCUGCAGCCGGAUGGUGCCGAGGUCCCCGGCACCCACCGGCCCCAGGUCCUGCCGUGUCCCCCCACACUGCCCAACGGAGAAACCCACCCAGUGGCCCCUGUACCUUCAUCCUCACCAGUCCUCCCCCUCUCUGAAGUGCCUCAGCCCUUGUCCAUGGAGGUGCUGGGUCUGGCACUGCAGCAACUGGACCUGGCAGCACCUGCCACCCUCCAGGCCCCUUCCACCUCCCCUGCUGGCUUGAAGCAGCCCACAUUCCGCCAGGAGCGAGCAGGCCAGUGGCAGGAUGCGAAUGGGUACCCGGAGAGGGACAGCUCCAGAGACAUCUGUGCCUUCUGCCACAAAGCGCUGGGGCCCCGGGAGCCGACGGUGGAGGCGAUGCGGAAGCAGUACCACCCCGACUGCUUCACCUGCCGCACGUGCCACCGACUCCUGGCUGGGCAGCGCUACUUCCAGAGAGAGGGGUGUCCCACCUGUGACACCUGCUUCCAGGCCACGCUGGAGAAAUGUGCCAAGUGCCAGGGGCUGAUCACGGAGCACAUUGUCCGUGCCCUGGGCAAGGGCUACCACCCCGGCUGCUUCUCCUGUGCCGCCUGUGGCCAGGCCAUCGGCACCGAGAGCUUCGCCGUGGACGAGCAGGGUGACGUGUACUGCGUGCCCGACUUCUACAGCAGGAGAUACGCCGCGGUGUGCGGCGCCUGUGAGCGCCCCAUAGUCCCCUGCGAGGAUGAGGACACUUACAAGAUCGAGUGCCUGGGACGCAGCUUCCACGAGAGCUGCUACUGCUGCGAGAGCUGCAGGAUGCCCCUGUCGCCGGAGCUGACCGAGAACAGCUGCUACCCCCUGGAUGACCACCUCCUCUGCAAAUCCUGCCACCUCCGCUGGCGCAGCGAGUCAUCCUGCUGAGACCCUGCAGCUCAACAGCCUCUUCCAGAGCACCAAAAAGGGGGUGCCCCCAGUGGGCUGCACCCCAUGGCUGAGCCUGUGUGCACCCCGAAAUUACUGCAGAGCUGGGUUUUCAUGGCUAAAAUAUCCCCAGGACCCUGAGCCAGCGGAGAUUUGUGGAUGUGUCCCAGCACAGCUCUGCACUCAUGAUGAAUAUAAAAUGCCCUGACAGAGCAGCAAUGAGGAAUUGAGGUUUACUCCUUAUUUCUUUUUUAAAACUCCUUUUUCAAGGCCAGUUUUGGUUUUCUUGGGUGGUGUUUCUUUCUUCUCAAGCUCCCUUGGGGUUUCACUGAAAUGUUUUUCUGUGUGGAGAGCAGGCACUGAUUCAGUUACUCAUAGUUAAAUAAAACCCCGAGUUUAAAAACUUUCAUUCCUUUCGUCCACCCUGCAUUCCAAACCUGUCAAAUCCAAGUUUAAAACUAAGGAAGAAAAGGUGGUUUUGGAUUUUCUAGGUGUGGCAAGAGUCGGGUCACUGGGGUCCAUAACAGCUGAUUUUAGGGUGUAGCGAUGUGGGAGAUGCUGUUUUUUGGGGUGGAUAUGGGAUCCGGCGUGUUUCGUGGUGUUGAUAAAAGGGGUUUUGGUGUGCUUUGGGGUUUUUUUGUUGAUUAUCUAUCCCGGAGCCGGCAGAGGGCAGCCGGAGCACAAAUUCCUCCUUCAGGCAGCAGAACUCCAGCUGAAAGCAUCGUGCAGGGCGGGGACGCUGGGGAAGAUGGACAGCCCUCUUUCUGCAGUUACCUGGGAUUAUAUUGCUCUGCCACUGGAAGCUCUUUGAUCUCCUCCCAGUCCAGGCCUCAAACCAGCAGAAAUGAGAGCAUUUCUCUGCAUGCCCAACAUCUGCACAGCCGAUGUUGCUGCUGCUUUGUGGGUUUGUUUGCAAGGGCAUUGCAAAUCUUACUUUCUUUUUAACCGAAAGUGUUUAAAAAGCCACAAAUCAAGAGCAGAAAAUAGCAAGAGCCUGUGAGAUGAUGUUUAAUGCUUUCCUGAUGGAAAAUGGGAGCUGUAAACAAAGAAAACAACCACCAGACCAGCUGUUCCUGGAUCACGUACAACAUCUCUGGCAUGUGCUGUGUUUAUGAGUGAAGGGGUUAACGAUGGUUAAUUAAUCACAUCAAUAACUAUUUCCUGAUGACUCUUCCCCGUCUACAAAGCUGGUUACUCAGUGUUGGUUAACGAGCAUCUCCGGGCCACCAAUCAGGCAGCCUUGGAGAAGGUCCUGGAAAGCAAGGAGAAAGGAAAGGCGCUGCUGGGGAGUUUAGCAGCAUGGUGAAGGGAUAUGUGGUGAGGUCAGAUUUGGUGGUUUUUCAGGAGUGGAAUGUGACAAGGGACAGGGAUACACGGACACAGGUAAGAGGACAGAAAGGUUCGUUUAAUCCGUCCUCUUCCCGGAUGAAGGGAAAAGCACUAUCAGCCAAGGUGUGGGGAGCAUUGCUUUGCCUGGAAAGCACAGCCUCGUGUUUUCCCUUGGGGGAGCUGAGGGAAUUUUGAGCUGCAUGCAGGAGAUCCUGCAGGAGCUGGAUCCUGUCCCGCUGCCGAGCAAACCCAGAGCGGCUGCGAUGGCUCAGCCUGUCCUUGGGCUCCUCGCCCUGUCACGAGCACUUCUGCAAACACCCAGCUCUGCAAAAAUAAACCAACCACACAUCCUGCCCUGGAAAAGAACAUUUCGGGGGGCUGGGCUCCAAAGCCUUGUGGAGCCCCCCUGGGACCACCCAGGGGUAAAACCCACUCCAAGUCCCUCCUCUUGUCCCUGUGGCAGUGCCAAAGGACGGAGAGGAUGGCAGCGCUCCGAACGGCUCCAGCCCUUCCCUUGGCUGCUGCAAUAUGCCCGUCAGCUCUUGCAAUCCCUCUUGGCAGGCUGAGGGGAGCGGGAAGGACCUGGCUGCCUUCCAAGGCGCAGCAAAUGCAAAUAUUUCCUCACUUCAGCCUGGGUGCGGCCCGCGUAUGAAAUUUCCUCAGGCUUUCCCAGCGAAGGCAUCCGAUCUCUCCAUCCCUUGCUCGCCUGCGAGGCCAACUUGCUCCUAGGAAUACAACGGUUAAUGGCAGUCGCAUCCCAGCCAGCUCCCUGCAGCGGUGUUCUUCCCCACAGAGCAUUCAGACCUAUUUUCUGCAGUUUCCUUUGACACAGCCUAAAAAAAAUUAUAUUUCUUAAAUGAAAAGCAGUCUGAUCCUGCUGAUUCUGGGAGAGGUAAAAGCCAGCAGGGAUUACAACAGGAACAGCGCAAGCCUGGAUUUCUCCAGCUCAUGCAGCACAGGGGUUGAAGCCGCCAUCUCCCGGUCUCCUCACGAUAUGGAAAAUCCCCAAAAGCGCUUAGGGAGGAAAGAAACCAACCAACCAACAAAAAAAAAAAAAAAAAAAAAAAAAGCCCGAGGAUUGAUUUAUCAUCAGAGCCGGAGUGGUAUGGGAAGAAACCAUCGCUGCUCGCCACGACAGCUUGCCCACCAUUCGCUUAAUUAAAAUCAUACAUUGGUGUGAUCAGACGUGGUAAUGCCAUUAAAAAAAACCAAACAACCAAAUCCCGUAACAUUCACAUUCUCGUUGUUGGAGGCUGUAGCCAAGUCCAUGAUGGAAGCUUAUGCCUGAAUGUUUUAUUUGUUCCACAGAGAUGUAGAUUUUUCCUUGGGAGAUUUGGGAAGGAUUAUUUUUUAAUGAAAAAGAGGAAAAAAAUAUACCACCGGAAAAAAAACAAACAACCCAAACAAAACAAACAAAAAGAAACGAAAAGGAAAAAAAAGCACAACAAAACCAAACCGCAGUAAGUGAAGCUGCAAAUACAACCGAGUAGUCCGGAUCAGAUAAUUCAUUGCACAAAGAAAGGUAAAAUGGAGCUGCAAUGGCCGGCUUUGCUGUACAUCCAGGAGGAGGGAUCAGCUCCUUUAUCCCAACCAUCGAGCGCUACAAACACCACCAUUUUUUUUUUCUCUCUUUCUUUCUUUUUUUUUUUUUUUAAUCUGCUUUGUUGGGGCGUUUUGUUUCGAGCCGAGGCAGCUGCACCGCCACCCGAGCCGGGGCUGCCAGAGCCGCUCGGGGGCUUCACUUUUACAGAGAUCUCUGAUUUUUCCCCGGCCUUGUGCAAUCCUCUCCCUUUUAUUAUUACGGGUUUGUUUUUUUUUUUCCCCUCUCCCCUCUGCGGGUGUAAAGGUUUCUCUCCUCUCUCCAGCUUGGCUGCUGAUUCCAGAAGUUUCCGCGGGGGCGGGGAGCCCCCACUGCGGCGUCUUUGCCGCAGCGCCGGGCAGGAGGAGGAGGAGGAGGAUGCGGAGGAUGCGCCACCUCUCCCUGGCUGGGAGCCUCAUUCCAAGCCGCUCCCCCUUGCUCCGUUCCCCCAGCCUUGAAAACAGAGCGCUGGGAGGUGUUUGCAGCUUGGAGGGGCUUUGUGGGUUUUUAAAUUUUUGAAUUUUUUUUUUUUUUUCUGAAUAAAUGGGAAGCAGAGCUGUCGCUGAUGGAGAUGGAUGAGGCAGGGCUGGCAGCGCCGAAGCCCUACUCCGGCGUGGCCAUGGCACCGAUGGCAUAAGUGACCUUUCCCAGGCGGAGAGAGGGGGGAUUCCCCCCCUGCCCCAGCAUGCUCCUGCUCGGAAUUCAUUUUAAAUAGCAGGCGUAUUAUUUUUUACUUUCCUUCCCCCCUCCCAUUUCUCCUUCACUGUGUUUUUUUUGGUUUUUUUUUUCCGAAGCUUCCUCAUGAUCUUUUUUUUUUUUUUUCCUGUGUGUUUUGAAUUGCGUUUUAAAAUUGCCCAGCUGGAAACAAGGCUUGAUUAGAGCUGAAACAAUAGCUCCCUUUUAUUAAUAACGGGAAGGAUUUACAAUCAUACAGCACCUUCCUUGGAAAGCUUUCCAAACCAUUUGCAAACACUCACAAAUUUAAGAUUGUGCAGCCCUUGGCUGUGAGGUGGGUAAGUAUUUAAUGGUGCCACCAUGCAAAAUUACCUUGGUGGCAAACCUCAAUUUCUGAGUGCUUAAAAAGAUGACAAAUUUGGUUUGGUGUUUUUUUUUGGUGGGGUGGGGUGUGGGUCUGGCUCAAAGCUAUUACCUAAAUCUGUAGAUGCAGAGUAUUUCGCUGUGUUCUGGGAACUGGGCUGUUGUGCCUCCAAACCAUGCAGCUUUCCCGAGCCGAGCUGUGGAUUUGCUGCAUGUCAGUAAACAUCUGCUUAUGGAUUCUUUCUCUAAUUUUUUUUUUUUAAUCCAUUCCCUUUUUGCAGUCCCUAAGUGACCUCCUGCAGCACUGCCUCCACUGCGGUUCCACCACAGCUUUGCCCUGGAGCACAGAUGUGUGUCCCUGUGAGCCAGAGUGACCUUGCUGGGGGGACUGGGCCCACUGAGCCAUUCAGCUGCUCUGCUUUGACCCCAAAUCUCUGCACCCCGUUUUUUCCCAGCACAUCCCCUCACCCGGGGGGAUGCUGCAGUUAUGGGUUAAAGCUGUUUCAUGCCUUGUUUUUCUCUGUUGUUUUUUGUUGAUAUUUUUUGUUUGUUUCUUUCUUUUAUUUCCAAGGGAAACAAUGUAUUGUUUAUGUAACCCCUCUCCACAGCAGAUUCCUGCAUACCACACAGGGAUCCAGGAAUCACCCAGGCAGUGCAAUCUGGCCUUGCCAGAAGCAUGAGGGACAAGGCUCCAGCCACGUCUGCGUGUGUCACACAUAGGCUACACAAACCCGCAGUGUUCUGUGGUUACUCCUGUCUGCAGAGUAGGAGUGGGUCCCAGGGCUUCCCCUUCCCACUGCUUGCUGGUUCACAAAGGCUGAUGCUUCUGGAAAAAGCUCUGCCUUGUGGCUUUUAAAAUAAAUAAAUAAAGCAGCGCUGCUGUGGAUUAGUCAUCCUUAUUUUUGAAGGAAGUUGUUUGCCAGCGCUGUCCAUAUCACGCAUGUGCGUGUGAGAUGGGAACUCCAGAAGGCUGGUAGCGUGCUCUGCUCGCUGCUCCUUGGAGCUCAGCCACCUGGGCUUCGUUGAGCUGCUCCUGGCAGGUGGAAAAACUGACAGUCCAGCUUUCCAGACCUUUCCCUCCUUUUUUUCCAGUGCUGGAAUCUGCAUUGGCAGGUGUGCAAAUGUGGAGACUGUAACAGCAGCAAGUGAGGAUGGAUGAGCUGUUUUCUGGGGUCACAUCCAACUCCAGAGAAGAAACCCUGGUAAUUUAUAAUUUUUGUCUUAUCUCUAGUAGGUUUUACUCUGAGCUUCGCUGUGUCUUGUGAGAAGACUGAGUUUGACCCUUUUGGCUACUAAAAAUGGUCCUGUUUUUAAACCUUGGUACUUUUCCCCUUCCUUGUGGUUGUGUAGAAGAGCAAGUGGUGCAAUUAAACAGUACAGCAAAGGGCAGCUCCCUCCCCCUGUCCCUUUCAAAAAAUCCAAAGUUGUGUGUCUUGAACUGCUGCAUAGGCAGAAAACAUACAAAGCCCUUGUCAGCAUUGUGCUGAUGUGUGGCACGUUAAAAAAAUACACACAAAGGGGGUGGGGAGAGCGGGUGCCUCCAGGGAGCAAAACUGUGGGGCCCCUUUCCCUCCAAGCCUACAGACCUAUGUGGGAUAGUCUAUUCCUCAUCAUGUUGCUCAGGCAGAGCCAGUGGAGGUCGGAGGGAGCACUGAACAUCUUAAAUGGUGUUGAGGAAGAUCAGGGUGCCCUUGAAUUACAUGUUUUUUUUAUAUGUGAACUUGCUCCUGCAAGAUGCAGCUGGUUUAUUACUCCAUUCCUCAAAGCUGGGAAGAAGGGAAACACUUCCUGACUGGGUGUAAUUUCUUUUGUUGUGUUGCAAAGGUGGCAAAAAGCACCUGGUGCUGGUCUCUGCCAGGUCACACCCGACUUGGAGGCACGGCUUCCUGCAGUCAUUAGUGCACAGGGAGUGCUGGGGGUCCUUAGCCAACCUUAAUGAGGAUAUUGCAUCGGGAUUCCAUGGAUGCCACGGGCUGACCCAGCCCUGGAGAUUCCUCUUACAAGAAAUGAUUUCACUGACUGGUUGCUGCAAGGAUUUCUAGCACAGCUAUGACUUUAUCCCUCUUUUUUGGCUAAAAUUAAGUGCAGGGUGGGGAUGAGGCCAGAUUUCACACCCUGCUCCCUGUGGUAGGUGUGUGAACAGUGGCUGUAGCUCCUGUGCCUAAAGCCUUGUUUGGAAUAAGCCAGUGUGGACAGGGAUUUGGAUUUUAUUCCCUCAUCAGGGCUCUGUUGGUUUGGAGAUGCACCUUGUGCUCUUAGGCCUUUGCUGGCAAGGAGGUUCGGAGGAGCAAGAAGCUGCCUGUUGGGAUGAUUCCAUGUUUUUUGGGCUGGCACACCCUCUGGAACUCUAAAUUACUUUCCUUUGGCAGUUUAGGAUAAAUGACAGAAUUGCCUUAUGAGUGCUGAACUUUUACCACCCUGAAGAAUUACUUGAGCUACAUCCGUGAUAUUUCCAAGCUAAACAAAACCUGAAUUUCCAGUGCCAAAAAGCGACACGAACGUCCACUCCUCCUCUGUACAGGAGAAAACCAUGGCCUUUCAAGCUUUGCUUUUAGCUCAAAGAGUUAAAAAGCUGUGCUAUGAGAUCUGCAGAGGUGAAAAUAAAAGCCAAAGGCAGACAAGAAACUUCUCCCAUGCGGUGUUGGAGGACAGGCUUUGGAGUGCAGCAGGUAUUGAUGAACAAAUAUUUCCUUUGUCCAAUGACAUUUCCUGUGUCAUUUCUGAUGUUUUCUUUUUCCCCUGGGCAUUGCACACAGGUAAAGAUCACACCUGGAUGAAGAGUUAAUACAACAAUUAGGUGUUAAAAAUGGCAAAGUAUAGGAUUUGGUCAUCUAACCAGUCCCAGGGGAUUUAUAUCCUUUGCAGUUGUCCUGUUUGGGUAUCCAAUCAUAUGGAACUGUCUUUUUUUAUGUUUGUUUUCUUUGGUUUUCCCUUAAAAUGUAAUCUUUUGCAGCCUGGAAGGCCAUAGUCCUGUGAAAGCCCUGUGUUUGGGGAGAACCCCUGUGAGGUGAGCAGACACAGCUCUCUCUGUCUGUAUCCUCCCUGGCACUGUGGAUAAGAACACCGCACGGAAGAGCGUCAGAAAAUAAAUUACUAAAUACUGCAUUUCAAAAAUCUGAAGGGAGUUUUCUGCACAGAGUCAUCUCAUCAGGAAGAUUUGGAGUACUAACCCUCAAAAAGAACCAAAAUCAAGAGCUUUAUUAAUAUAAAUCCUGUGCUUUGUGUGGGUUAAGGCUCCAGAACCCGGCUCUGUGCUCCAAGUGUUUUCAGCUCCUGAGCCGAUAGCCUCUGUCUUGGCAACAAAUGGACCUAAAUAUCAAACAGCACCAAUUCUUUGUUGGAGAAAGCAAGCAUAAAGCAGAAUGGGUAAGCUAUAAAAUUAGGCCAAUAAUUCAGGCUGUCUUAAAAAGGAGAUAAAAGCCUAGCUGGGAAUUUGA
Messenger RNA from Cyanistes caeruleus (blue tit), 8671 nucleotides. The record is from RefSeq and is a predicted model, not a curated record. Lineage: Eukaryota; Metazoa; Chordata; Aves; Passeriformes; Paridae.